UUGUCCUGUCAGAGGUGAUACUGAACGCACCAUUAUUUCUUUCAUAUUGCUGCAAACUGCUGCACAUCCAGUACGCUUUGUGCCAACGUGUCUGAGCCUUAAUAACUAAAAUGAGUGAUCCAGGUAACGAUCUACACCGCAGGCUGCAGAAGCUGCAGAGUCGUUUCACCUGGGAUCUGAAGAAGGAAGACUUGGAGUUGGACGACCUUAGCAAGCAGCUGCAGCAUGAUAUAGACCUGCAACUGGGGCAGCGGGGCGCCCUGGCCCACUCCUACAGGUUCCUGUCUUAUGUGAGGUAUCUUCAGGGUAAACCAGAGGAGGCGCUGUCGCUACUCACUGAGUCAGAGGAGAAGACGAGGGAGUGUUACGGACAGGAGAGCGAGCUGCGGCUCAUUGUGACGUACGGAGACCUGGCUUGGCUGAAAUACCACACCGAAGACUACGUACAGUCCCAGACUUACUGUCAGAGAGUCGAGGAUAUACUGGUGAACCAUCCGCCUGAUCCUUCCACUGACCUCCAUCCAGAAGUGUACGGGGAGAAGGGCUGGACCUUUCUUAAGUUCUCCAGUUCUUACUAUACCAAAGCUGAAGAAUGCUUCUGCAAAGCUUUGGAGCUGCAGCCUGAUGACUGGGAGUGGAACACUGGCUAUGCUAUCGUCCUCUAUCGCACAGAACAGAAUGUUAAUGAUUGGUAUCCCGAGGAAUCACCAGCCACUAAACGGCUUCGUCAAGCCCUGGAAAUAAAUCCGGAUGAUGGCGUUUUGAUGUCCAUGCUGGCUCUGAAGCUGGUCCACGACACGAACAAACACACAGAGGCUAAAGGUUUGGUGAAGAAGGCCCUGGAAGUCGGACAGGACAACACUCAAGUCACCCGCUACGUAGCAAAAUAUCUCCGCAACCAGGAUCAGGUGGAUGAGUCUAUCGAUCUGCUGAAGAGUAUGCUGGAGAAGAAAAGCCAGUCAUCUUUCAUUCAUCACCAGCUUGCUCUGUGUUAUGAGAAGAAGAAGAAUAAGCUGCUUGGGAAAAGAGUCCGACCAGAGUCAGAGGUGCAGCAUUGGACACGUCUUUGUAUUCAGCAUCUGGAGGAAUCAGUGAGGCUCAAGAAUGGUUUCAAUGCUGCAAAAGCUCUGCUGGCUCUGCAGUACGCACAGAACUUUGAAAGAAGGAGAGCUCAGCAGAUGUUUGAUGAUGUGCUGCAGACAUUAGAGGAUGAACCUCCAGGCAUCCGUCAGUACAUCUACCGGUAUUAUGGAGAGUUCUGCUACUAUCACACCCCUCAGAAAGACCUCGGACUCACCUAUUACAAAAAGGCUCUGGAGUUCUGCAUCAACACAUCACAUUGGAAGCACUGUGUGAAGAAACUGACGACGAUAGCUGAGGGACGCCUCGAAAAGAAUCCCAGAGACGCCGCAUCCUAUGGCAUCCUGGGAGCAGUGGCCAGAGCUGAGGGCAAUCGGAGCAGGGCUGUGAGAAAUUAUGAGCGCGCUCUGGAAUUAGACGCCAACAAUGACGAGUAUCUGUCAGCCUUGUGGGAGCUGCGCCUGGAUCUGACCGCACACAGGGAAGAGAAAGACCGCCCGGAGGAGAAGCUUCCAGAGGUCGUGUGAAAAAGUUUGUACCAGGACGGCCACCGUUUGAACGAGGUUCCAGAACCACAGCUCAGAAAUGCUCGGCUACGUCACAUCACACCUGGGAACCGCUACAUCGAUCACUACGGCCGUCUCCUUCUGUUUGUCUACCACCACUAUGUCCGGUUGGUUAGCCACCACCUGUUUGUCCGUCUGUAUCUGCAAG
This is a messenger RNA of Haplochromis burtoni (Burton's mouthbrooder), 1794 nucleotides long. Its product is annotated as interferon-induced protein with tetratricopeptide repeats 5. The record is from RefSeq and is a predicted model, not a curated record. The transcript has 10 exons. NCBI's taxonomy places the organism in Eukaryota, Metazoa, Chordata, Actinopteri, Cichliformes, Cichlidae. Gene Ontology annotation, biological process: defense response to virus. Gene Ontology annotation, cellular component: cytosol. Bases 111 to 1607 code for a protein of 498 amino acids. Gene Ontology annotation, molecular function: protein binding.